Messenger RNA from Fundulus heteroclitus (mummichog), 1193 nucleotides. Its product is annotated as macrophage mannose receptor 1-like. The transcript has 6 exons. The record is from RefSeq and is a predicted model, not a curated record. Lineage: Eukaryota; Metazoa; Chordata; Actinopteri; Cyprinodontiformes; Fundulidae. Bases 54 to 1034 code for a protein of 326 amino acids.
AGCAGACCUGCAGUCCCAGACCGAAGGAGCAGAAGAAGAAAAACUGAAGCAUAAUGGAAAUUCUUCAGCUCAUCACAGCUGCAUCAUUGCUGUGUGCCGUCUCCUCUCUCCCUGAGCGUCAGCCUCGUUUUGUCAAUGAACUGAAGACCUGGACCGAAGCUCAGAGUUUCUGCAGAGAAAAGUACACCGACCUGGUGACCAUAAGCAGCAUGGAGGACGUGACAGAGCUGAACAACAUGGUCGAUCUGAACACGAUGGUCUACAUGAACGGAAAAUUCAGAACACGAGCCUGGAUUGGUUUGUUUGAUGACGUGGACAGCUGGAGGUGGAUCACCUCUGACACAAACAUCUACAAAGACGGAGAAGCUCAGUUCACAAACUGGGAAGAUGGUGAACCAAACAACUACGCAAGUAAACAAAACUGUGGAAUGAUACUGGAAAAUGGAGUCUGGAACGACGAAGACUGUGAGAAAUACUACAAAACAGUCUGCUAUGAUGCUCAAGGGCAGGAUGCUUCAUUUAUCUUCAUCAACCAAAGUAUGACCUGGGCUGAAGCUCUGAGCUACUGCAGAGAGCAUCACACAGACCUGGCCAGUGUGGGAAACACGACGGAGAAUGAGGAGAUAAAGGCGGUGAUACAAGCAGGAGGAGAGCCUGGAGCCUGGAUCGGUCUUUACAGAUUCUCCUGGACGUGGGUGGAUGGUAGCAUCUUCUCAUUUCAACACUGGAGAUCAGGAGAACCUAACGGAGCAACUGAGAACUGUGUAUUAGCAGUGAUGGAAGACGGAGGAAAAUGGCAGGACUUGUCUUGUGACUCAAAAUUUCCUUUUUUCUGCUAUGGUGUUCCAGUUUCAAAGCAGGCGGUGAAGGUGAAGCUGGUGAAGACCUCCUCCCUGGACCUCAGUGACCCUGCUGUGGCUGAAGCGCUGCUGAAGCAGUUGGAACAGAAGCUGAAGGACAGUGGAGUGGAUGGAGAAGUAAAGCUGAGCUGGAGGAGCCAACCAGAUGGGCAGAUCUUCCACAAGGACCAAUAAGCUUCAAACAGGAAGACUUGUCUCCUUAAAAUACAUCCUGUCCUUUAUUCUUUAUUAAUCUGUUUAUCUUUUAUUUAAUGAUCAGAAUCCUCUUAAAGGAAGCAAGUAGUAUAUUUGAUAUAUGUGUGACGUAAUUUAAAAAUCACUUUAGUUGUUGCU